Molecule: messenger RNA, 4894 nt
Organism: Lonchura striata (white-rumped munia)
Lineage: Eukaryota; Metazoa; Chordata; Aves; Passeriformes; Estrildidae
Source: RefSeq, a predicted model, not a curated record
GGCUCAGCACCGCGCGGGCAGCGUGCCCGCCCAGCUGCCCCCCAGCCUGGACAUCAAACACGUGAUGGGAUUAUCUGACUUGAGGAAAAAACUGCCAGAAGCUGCAUUUGGGAAAAAAAAUUACACCGGGAACGAAGUCUGCUUUCAGGGGGUUUACUCCAGUCUCUACGAGGUGGAAAUAUCCAAGAAGGAUCAAUCCCGAAUGGAUCAGCUGGUGGAAAAUCUGGUGGAGAAGGACUUGGCAAUCAUCAAAUAUCUGCAGGACCAAGGAGUUCUCAUCCUGCUCACCUCCUCAGCCUUGGCACGGGAGGACGGCCUGGAGCCCAAGGAGCCUGUCAGCCUGCUGGCCCUGUUCCUGUUCCGCUCGCCCCGGGCCCUGAGCCCCCGAGAAGAGGAGUUCUCUGCUCCCGGCUUGGGAUGUUGGCUGGACACGAGGUACACCAACGAUCCCCUGGAGAAAUGCGUCGUCCGCGCCCUGCACGGGCCCUGGGAUCCCGAUCUUCCCGACGAUGUGGAAGGGAUGAAGCUGAUCCUGCACAUGUGGGUGGCUCUGUUCUACAGGAAGCCCAGCAAGCUCCUGAGCAGCUCCAGGAAAGUGGUGGAGCACAGCAAUCCCAGGAAAUUCGUCUCCAUCAGCAGCUCCGGUGGCUUCCUGGAGCUCAGCGACGACAGCCAGGACUGCUUCGGCCUCGAGACGUGUCCUGCGGACUCCGGCUCCGACGCCGAGCAGAUUCCCAGCAGCUCCCUGGAUGCCAGCAGCCCUUCCCAGCCCCAGAAAGGCCCCGCGGAUUCCCGGGCGGACGCGGCCGGAGCCGUGGACAGCACGGUGUCCUCCUCCUCGGGGGAGCUGCCCUGCGGGGACGAGGAGGAGCCUUCCUCCACCAGCUGUCCCGAGAGCCUCUCCCUGCUGGAGGCGUCCAGGGAAGAGCUGGGUGGGGCAGGCAGGGAGCCGGAGGACAUUCCCGAGGAGGACAUUCCCGAGGAGAGCAUUCCCGAGGAGGAGGAGGCCAUUCCCGAGGAGGCCAUUCCCGAGGAGAGUGUUCCCGAGGAGAGCGUUCCCGAGGAGAGCGUUCCCGAGGAGAGCGUUCCCGAGGAGAGCGUUCCCGAGGAGGCCAUUCCCGAGGAGGCCAUUCCCGAGGAGAGCAUUCCUGAGGAGAGCAUUCCUGAGGAGAGCAUUCCCAAGGAGGCCAUUCCCAAGGAGAGCAUUCCCGAGGAGGCCAUUCCUGAGGAGGAGGAGGCCAUUCCCGAGGAGGCCAUUCCUGAGGAGAGCAUUCCCGAGGAGAGCAUUCCCGAGGAGGCCAUUCCCGAGGAGGAGGAGGCCAUUCCCGAGGAGGAGGACGCCAUUCCCGAGGAGGAGGACGCCAUUCCCAAGGAGGCCAUUCCCGAGGAGGACAUGCACAACGUCUCCAGUGUCACCACGGAGGAGCCAGCCCAGGAGGAGCUGGUGGACGCCAGGAUCACCCCCAGCCCUCGCCAGGAGCUCGGCUGUCCCAGCAAAUCCCCGGAUGCGCCGGGCACGGAAAAGUCCGGGAGCCGAGCCCCGAAUUCCAGCACAGCUCCAAGGACAGACCCCCCGAGUGCUCCUCAGGAAAAGGGGGAGCAGCAGCAGCAGGAAAAGCAGCGGGAAGCAGGCUCAGGGAGUGGCCCUGGCCCUCCCGAGGAUGAGGAGGCAACGGGAGGCUCUGGGCAUUCCCUGGAAGUCGAGGAUGGCGCUGAUCCGCAUCCUGCCCGUGAUUCCACGGCCUUGGAAGCAGAUCCUGGAAAUGCAGAGCCUGGGGGAGGUGCUGAGGAAGGGCAGGAAUCCCAGGAGCCCGCGGAGCCCUCGGAAAAGGAGGAGAGGGUGGAGGAGGAGGAGGAGGAGGAGAAGGAAGAGAACGAGGAGUUGGAGGAUGAAAGUCCCUUCGUGGGCCCCGUGGGUUUGGUGCUGUCCGAGAGCAGCGACGCCGAGAUGGAAUGCGAGCAGAAUCCAGGGAAUUCUGCAUCUCCAGAGGAGUUUGGUGCUCCUGAGGAGGACCCCAUGCCCAGCCCCACCUCCCUGGCACCCCCCUGCCCUGACAGAUCCUCCCCAGCACCCUCAGACGGGGCUGGGACCGACCCUGGCUGCUUUCCUGAGGAGAUGUCACCAAACCAGGAGGAGCUCCCAGAUCCCUGGGACGCUCCGGGCACGCCGGAUUCGGAGGCAGACGGGCUUGGAGCGGCCAGUCCGGCCGAGGUGGGGUCACCCCACAGCCACAGCGGGGAGCUGCCAGUGCCCCCUGAGCCCGGCCCCGUGCGCGGGGCGCAGCCCCACAGCGUUACCCACAGCCCGGGGGCCGCUGGAGCCGCGCUGGGGAGCGGCUCGGAGCGCAGGAUCCGGGACCGGGCGGCCUCCGGAGAAAGGUGGGAGCCUGCCGGGAGCCGGGGAAUGAGCCUGGCCCUGUCCCCCGACUCCAGCUCCGCCUGCCCGACCUCUCCCGAUGGCUCCGUGCAUCCGGAGGAUGGGCCCGUGGAGAGCGCCGCCGAUCCCGACCCCGAUUCCCCGGACGCCGAGGAGCCCAACGGAGGCAGGAACGGGGUUUUGCUGGAGGAGCAGCAGGGGAGCCCCUCUGGCAACGGCACGGAGGAGCUGGAUGAUCUCCUGGGAGCAGGAGGUGGCAGGGAUUCCCCCUUUGGCUCCACAGACGUAGGAGAUGACUUCGGAGCUGAGGAGAGCGAGGAUGUGUUCCCUGGGGCAGGGAAUUCCCCUGGGAAUGGCACCACCAACACGGAGAUGCCUCUCCACCAUCGCCUCCUGGAAUCGGAGCCCUCCUCCUCCGUCAGCUCAGUCAUCCAGGAGCUCCCCAGGCAGGAGCGGAGCUUCCCAAACAUCCACGGGGACUCGGCUCCAGCUUCUCCCGCCGCCGGACACUCCGACCCCGGCGUUCCCGCCGUGCCUGGCCGGCGCAGGUCGGUGCUGUGCCGCCUCUGGAGGCCGUGCCGGGAGGCGAGCGUGGCCGCCUGGAGCCCGCGUGGCUCCUUCCAUCCCAGCUGUUCCCAGGAGCUGCUGGAGCCCCGGGCUCCCGGCUCCCCCGUGGAGGUGGCAGCACAGCCGGGAUCUGCUCCUCCUUCUCCCUGCGAGCCGUGGGACCAUCCGGAGGCUCCGGAGCCGGGCUCGGAGGCGCUCCCCGGGAUGCUCCCUCCCACUCCGGACAGUGCCCAGUGGGCCGGGAGCCCUGCCUGGGAGUGCCCCCUGUGCGAGCCCUGGGACGUGUGUGAGCACAGCCCCCAGGGCUCCCAGGCGUUCGAUCCCGACUGCGCCGAGGUGGGACAGGGAGAGAUUCCCGCUUCUCCCGUCCCGUGGGACGAGCCCAGGGAUCUCUCUGGAGAAAACCUGGAGGAUAUUCUGGAUCUGCUCCCAAGCGAAGAGCAGCUCCCAAGCCAAGACACACACGAGGACUUGGCCUUUGAAGAUCCAUUGGAGAAUUCCUUUGGUGGCUCAGAGCAGGAAUAUUUUGAGGGGAAUUCUCACUCCCCUCUUCCCGGCACCUGCAUCAUGAGACCCGUGGAUGCUGCAGGAGCAAGGACUCCCCGGGACAUCUCCUCCAGGAGCUCCGUGCGCGCGGCGCGGCGCGGGGAGGCCGGGGCCUGGCCCGUGCCCGGGCAUUGCGGGAGCUCGGUGGUCACCGGGCAGUGCCAGGAGAGGGUGGAACCCUCCCAACUUCCCAGGAGGCACGGCCGCCGCGCCCAGGAGUCUCACCUGGCCCGCGCCCUGACGGCGACCUGGAGGGACUUCGAGGAGAUCACCCAGAACACUUUGGACAUGGAGUGCCUCCGCUUCCACUAUAAGCUAAAAGAAAUCCUAAGGAAGGGCAGAGCCCCCUUUUCUACCUCCCAAAGCAUCUUCCCAGCGGCCUCCUCCCCGCGCAGCAGGAGCCCCUUGCAGGUGACCGUUCCGUCCUCGGCCGCGUGGCACCACGGGGACGCCGGGCGGCGCCGGGCCGGCAGCCGGGAGCGCGCGGCUCCGGCGCGCCUGGGCAAGCCGCGGUACGAGCGCGCCCCGCCGGAGCCGCGCGGGGCCGUGGCCGGCAUCCUGGAGGAGUUCUCCGAGUUCCAGAGGCUGCUGCCGCUGCGCGGGGCCCUGCGCUGCCACCUGCGCCGCGUGGCCGCCGGCGGGCGGCCCGGGAUGUUCUACCUGCUGGAGACCGGGAAGGAGCCCUUCUUCGACAGGGCCAAGGCCCUGCUGAAGGCUCAGGGGUUCGUGAGGACGGAGCCCCCGGAUUUCGGCGGGCACCGGGGCGGCGAGCGGCUGCUGGUGAUCGUCAGGAACGAGGACAUCGCCUCCCACAUCCACACGGUGCCGUGCCUGCUGGAGCUGAAGCGCUGUCCCAGCGUGGUGUUCGCCGGCGUGGACGACCCCGAGGAGGUGACGGCCGACACCUUCCAGGAGCUCUUCCAGGCUGGAGGAUUCGUGGUGUCCGACGAGGAGCUGCUGGAAAGGGUCACCUUGGGCCAGCUGAAGGAGGUGGUGAAGGUGCUGGAGAAGCUCAACAGGAGCGGGAGGUGGAAGUGGCUCCUGCACCACAGCGAGAGCAAGAAGCUCAGAGGAGACCUCAGCAGGGACGCCGGCAGCGCCCAGAAGAAGCGGCUGCUGCUGCGCUGGUGCCAGGGGGCAGAGCUGCUGGAGCCGCUGCCCUUCCACGGCUGCGACGCCGCGGGCCGGCGCGCGCAGGGCCCGCCGCAGCUGCAGGCGCAGUGCCUGCUGCAGCUGCAGGCGCAGCGCGUCCGCGCCCGCUUCGCCGUGUACCUCACAGGAUCGUUCCUGAAGCGGCAGCUGGGGAGGAGGAGGAGCCGCGAGCCGCGGCUGGAGGAAGGAGGGGAGCCCCGGGCGGGCUGGGCCCGGCUCUGGAGCGCCGUAGGAGCAGAGCCCAGUUCCUGA